Coregonus clupeaformis (lake whitefish) is the source of this 711-nucleotide messenger RNA. RefSeq names its product C-C motif chemokine 4 homolog. The transcript has 3 exons. The record is from RefSeq and is a predicted model, not a curated record. Bases 179 to 496 code for a protein of 105 amino acids. Gene Ontology annotation, cellular component: extracellular region. Gene Ontology annotation, biological process: cellular response to type II interferon; cellular response to tumor necrosis factor; G protein-coupled receptor signaling pathway. Gene Ontology annotation, molecular function: chemokine activity; CCR chemokine receptor binding. Lineage: Eukaryota; Metazoa; Chordata; Actinopteri; Salmoniformes; Salmonidae.
UUGAGAUUGUAAUGGUAGUUUGUAAUGGCACCCACUCUUCAACGAAAUAUUCUGGAAGUUCCACCAUGCAUCUGGACAGUAUUUAUAUGGGGAGAUGUAACCCUUAUGGACUCAGACUACAGAGGAACCGAGACAACAACAGGGCAAAAGCCAGACCUUCGACACAUCUCAAACCAUCAUGAAGACUACCUGCUUGGCUCUUGGGUUAUUGCUGCUGACAGUGUUCCACUCCUAUGCUAUCCCUCUUGGACUGCAGACAUCACCUGAAAGCUGCUGUUUCAGCUUCUUCAAAGUGAGAGUGCCCUUCAAUAAGAUUGACUCCAUCAAGAAGACUCACAGUGGCUGCCCCUUAACAGCAUUUGUGGUCAAAACUGUCAAGGGGAAAGAGAUUUGCUUCCAGUCGAGUGAGCCGUGGGUACAGAAAGCCUUCAACCGGCUUAAGCAGCCAGCAGCUGUGGCCACAGGUAGAGGCAUUGAGGGUAGCAGUCAUCCUUGACAUCCUCGUCAUCAUGACUCAAGCGUCACAAGCUCCAUGAAGACUACUCUAUUUCCUAUAACACUUUUUAACAGUAAGAGACUGAAAUGUUUAUCACUUUGAAUGCAGCAAUUACUAUUUAGCAAUAUAUGGAAUUGAUAGGCGUGUGUUAAGAUGCACAUGCAUGUUUUUAUGUGUGUAAAUGUACUGUAUGUGAGAAUCCACUGCUUAAAUAA